GAGUGGGAGGUGGCAGGCCUUAGUCUCUGGCCUUCCCCGCUGAGUCUUCCAGCGCGACUUCUCCAACCAUGAGCCGGUUUGGUACCCGGUUAGUGGGAGCCACUGCGAACCCGUCGCCACCUUCGAAAGCCCGCAGCAAUGAAAACCUUGACAAAAUCGAUAUGUCUUUGGAUGAUAUCAUCAAAUUGAAUCGAAAAGAAGGAAAGAAGCAGAAUUUCCCAAGACUAAAUAGAAAACUCCAGCAAAAUGGUGCCCGGAAAUUCAGGAUGAGAGUACGGUGGGGAAUCCAACAGAAUUCUGGUUUUGGUAAAAAUAGUCUGAGCCGUAGAGGAAGAGUAAUGCCUGGAAAGAGACGUCCUUAUGGACUUAUCACUGGCCUUGCAGCCAGAAAAGCAACUGGAAUUCGGAAAGGAAUUAGUCCGAUGAAUCGUCCACCUUUAAGUGACAAGAAUAUAGAGCGAUACUUUCCAGUGCUGAAAAGGAAGACAGACCUUCUGAGACAAAAUGAAGUGCAGAGAAAACCAGUUGCCGUUCUCAAGAGACCUAACCAAUUAAACAGAAAAAAUAACAUUCCAGCCAACUUUACCAGAAGUGGAAGUAAAUUAAGCCAUCAGAAAGAUACUCGUCAGGCAACUUUUCUUUUUAGAAGAGGCCUAAAGGUUCAGGCCCAGUUGAACACAGAACAACUGCUAGACGAUGUAGUAGCAAAGAGAACUCGUCAAUGGAGGACUUCCACCACAAGUGGAGGAAUUUUGACUGUAUCCAUUGAUAAUCCUGGAGCGGUUCAGUGCCCAGUAACUCAGAAACCACGAUUAACUCGUACCUCUGUGCCCUCAUUCUUGACAAAACGGGAGCAAUCUGAUGUAAAGAAAGUUCCUAAAGGUGUUCCUCUACAAUUUGACAUAAAUAGUGUUGGAAAGCAAACAGGGAUGACUUUGAAUGAGCGGUUUGGGAUCCUGAAGGAACAAAGAGCCACUCUCACCUUCAACAAAGGAGGAAGUCGCUUUGUAACUGUGGGAUAGAUCCCUUGUCAAAAGGACUAUUGAGUGACAACUUUGUCUGAAAAGUUGAAUUGCUUGAAGAGCUUGUCACAGAAAUUCAAGAAACUAUUUGAAAAUAGUCAAUAAGGCUAAAUAACUCAUCUUUAUUUUUGAAGUUUGUUUUUUUUUUAACAUGUAUAAAAUAAUGCCCUGAAAGAAUAACAGGGAAUAUAUCUAUUUGUUCUUACAGAUUUUAUGGU
Molecule: messenger RNA, 1240 nt
Organism: Chrysochloris asiatica (Cape golden mole)
Lineage: Eukaryota; Metazoa; Chordata; Mammalia; Afrosoricida; Chrysochloridae
Gene: FYTTD1
Product: forty-two-three domain containing 1
Exons: 9
Coding region: 69-1022 (317 amino acids)
Biological process (GO): mRNA export from nucleus
Molecular function (GO): mRNA binding
Source: RefSeq, a predicted model, not a curated record